Messenger RNA from Stomoxys calcitrans (stable fly), 4557 nucleotides. RefSeq names its product transcription factor mef2A (gene Patr-1). The coding region runs from base 97 to 3330 and encodes 1077 amino acids. Gene Ontology annotation, molecular function: RNA binding. Lineage: Eukaryota; Metazoa; Arthropoda; Insecta; Diptera; Muscidae. The record is from RefSeq and is a predicted model, not a curated record. Gene Ontology annotation, cellular component: P-body. Gene Ontology annotation, biological process: P-body assembly; deadenylation-dependent decapping of nuclear-transcribed mRNA. The transcript has 5 exons.
CGUUUUUAGCGAAGUCCAAGCAUAUGUGAUGAAUGUGGUUGGGUGACAAGUCAUGACAAUUUCAAUUUCUUCACAUAAAAUAAACAAAUUUUAUAGAUGGAAAACUCAUUUUUCGGAUUUGAUACCUCUAUGCCGUUGGACGAUGAUGGCGGAGGAAGAAUUGCUGAACCUUCUGAGGAAGAGUAUGAUGCGCUAAACGAUGAGACAUUUGGAUCUGCCAUAAAUGGCGAUUGGGAAGAGGUGCAUGAGAACCUAGUCCGUAUGGGCGGAGAGACCGAUACCGAGAGCGAUGCUUUGGAAAGCAGUGGCCAACUUGCCAGCGGUGGUUAUGGGGCAACCUCUAUGGCAGGUUUGAAAAAUUCAUCCCGCUUACAGCGAAGGUCUGAUUCGGAUUUAGAAUUGAAUUUGUCGGGCAUGAAGUUGGACGAUGUCGACAUUAGUAGUUAUGGUGAGAGUGAAAAUAUUGGUGGUCUUUUGGGGGAUUCGAUGAAAAUGGAUCCCAGCGUGUGGUCGUUGCAACCAUCAAGAGAUCACCAUCAUCAACAUCAUCACAACCAAAGUGAUGUAGGCAAUAUGAGUAUGAUGAAUAGAAUGCCACCAAAUCCCGCGGAUUUUUUACGAGAACACUUUCACAAUCCCUUCAACAAGCAUCCACAGCAUACGCAACAACAACAUCAACAGCCAGCGCAUCAUCAAGGGCCGUUUCAUUUGAUGGGGUCCCAGACAGCACAUCGUCAUACACCUGUGAAUACACCCCAUCCAUCGGGCAUUCCUUUGGGCUUACCUCAUCUGGCGCAGAUGCAUCAGCAACAACAACAGCACCAACCGCAAAAUGGUCCUCCCAAAAUUUGUACUUUGGAAGAUAUUGAGAGAAAUCUCAUCAUGCAACAGACCUCUUCAAAGACGGAACAACAGCAGCAGCAGCAGCAACAACAUCAACAGAAACAGUCUACGCAGUCAAGACAACAGCAGCAACAACAAACGGAUACAGUGACACAGCAACAACGUUUACUUAAUGAGGCACUUAAACAUACGCCAAAAACGCCAACUCCAAUGCAACAACAACAACAACAACAAAUCUUAGCACAACAACAGCAAAUUAAUCAGAAAUUGCAACAAAAAGCUUCUUCAGGGUUUCCUCCCUCAGGUCAACAACAAUCGCCACCAAGACCUUCGAGUAAUUUCGCAAAUAAUUUGGCACAACAUCCAUUAGGUAAUUUAUUGCAACAACAACAACAGCAGCAGCAACAACAACAACACCAUACACAAGGUCCACUCGCAAAUGCUAACGCCGCCAAUCGUAUAAAUCCGGGAUUCUUCUUCCCACAGGCUGGAUCACAUCCGCAGUUGCCACCGCAUCCCUUACUAAAUCAACAUGGUUUGCCAAAUAAUUUUCCCAACCAACGUCCACUGCCGAAUCCGCACCUACCAGUUGCUCUCAACAAUUUUGCAAUGCAUCCAAAUUUCAAUGCUAUGCGAGCAGCAGCUGUUGCCGCCGGCAUUCAUCCUGCAACGUUUUUGGCACAGCAACAACAACAGGCAGCCGCAAAUCGAAUACCUGGACAUCCAAAUCCUCUGAUGCUGUUGAAUAAUCAAAGCUCAUCCAACUCCUCCUUUAAUAUGUUCAAUAUGCGUUUGGUACAGGAGAUACAACAGAAUCAUCCUCUGCUGCAAAAUGCAGCUCGUCAAGCUCAACAGUUGCAUCAGAAUCCUGGAGGACAAAAUAAUCUUAUGAACCUGCAACAACAACACCAGCAGCAUCUACAUCAGCGUUCUAAUAUGGCCGGCGGUUUGGCCAAUCAAAAGUUAAAUCAUAACAUGCGUCGAGAUGGCACCGGCAAUGGUAAUUUGCCUAAUGAGGAAUACGACGAGUAUGCCAAUUUGAUGAGUACUCGCGACAAACAUUGGCUCAUUGGUAUACAAUUGUCACAGUUGAAUACGGACACACCAUAUAUUGAUGACUACUAUUACACAGUCUAUAAGGAGCGCAAGGUGGCACAGAAUGGCAGCUUGCGUCAUAGCCAAGCUCAUAAGGAUAACCAAUUGAAUCAUCCUUUGACACAGCCUAAGGGUCAUGCCCAGCUUAUUCUGGUGCAAUUGGGCAAUAAGAAUGGCACCCGCAAUGGCCAGCAACGUGAGCGUCGCAAUUCGGACAACCACAAUAACAACCAAGACUUGAAAUUGCCCAUGUAUGUCUUUACACCGCUCAAAUUUGAGAAUUCUUUAGGUAAAUUGCAAUAUGGCAGUGUAACUGCUCCUCGCAAGAUCAUCGAUGCCGAGAUCAUGAGUAAUGAGUCGUCAACAACAACAAAUGCCAGCAAUGGAGGCGAUAGUUCCAGCAAUGCUAAUGCGGGAUCUUCAGCUACCACUUCAGUUAAUCAGGGCAGUGUGGGUGCUGCGAAGAGAUCAGAAACACCAGUUUUGUCUCAACUACCCAAUUCUGCUAGUGGUGGGGGAGGCAAUGAUCUCACUUCUUCCAAUACUCAACGAAAGUCGCGUUACAUCUUAUUACACAUUGAGACUUUAUAUCGUGUCCUUUUGAAAUUGGAUGAUCUUAACAAUCCCAAUGCCAUUGCCACCAUUCUAAUGAAAAAGAAAAAAGAAAGUGAACGCAUUGCGGCUAUGGAACAAAUGGAGAAUGCCAAUAAAACACCAGAAGAGCGAGCCGCAGACACAGCUACAAAUCCAUCACUGAGAACCAAAUUCAAUUAUGAAAUUGAAACCAAGGAGGCACUAGUAGAGAAAGUCGUUGCAGGUUUGCAACACGACAAAGUCGUGGCCAUGAUGAAUGUGCGCAAAGGCAAGGUUUUGAUACGCCGCAUUAUGCCCUACAUCGAAGAUCAUGAUGCACGUUGGAAUGUGUGGAUAGGUGUGUUCCAUUCUCUCCAAAGCGUUUAUAAAAAAGAUCGCGAUGACAGCGAAGGCGUUUUGUACUCCUUAUAUCCAGAAUUUAAUAAGCAAAUUAAAUCGGCCAAUUUUGAAACUAUCGUAAAAAUUUCAUCGGCCAUUUCGUUAAAUGAUAAAAAGUCAAAUGGCGUAUUUUGUAGCAAAUUUGGAAUAUCAUCACUUGUCUGUUUGAUUUUACAAGCGGAAAAUAUCUACGAUAAAAAUGCUGACGCUACUCUAACGGAGCAGAAUAAAGAUAGUUGGCGCCAAUUUUUAGAUCAAGUUGCCACUUCAUUAAAUCGUACCAUACAAAAUCAAACAAUUUGCGCCGCCAUAGAAUCGGACUCCAUACAACCAAUUAUGAAUCAUUUUGCAAGAUUUAAAGAUUUGAAGCUGGACUCAUUGUUGGCCCUCAUAACGGAAGCAAAACAACAGAUUAACUAAGCAGGAGUCUUCUUUCUUGGGGAAAAAAGAAAGAAAACGAGACAGCGUAGAAGCAAAAUUACAAAAAACAAAAAAAAAAAAGCAAAGAAAGCAGGCAUGCAACACCAAGAUAUACAGCAACACAAGUUCUCCUAUAAAACCAACACUAACAAGCCCCUCCUUCUCUCUUGUGCUACAGGCAAGUAGUAGAUUUAUACAAAAACAAAUCUCUGAAACAAGAAAUGUAGAACUACAUUAUUACCAAGCAUAAAGAUGAAGAUGCAAAUACAGUUGCAGAAUACAUAUAAGCACAUUUAAUGAAUUUGAAUUUCAUUUAUACUAAAAACAAACGAAACAAAAACACAAUUUCUUCAAGCAAAAAAAUGAAAACAAAAACUCACAAUUACCCCUACCUACUACCUAUCAUCCUCUCUAACCAGCUAUUAAGUUGGAUUUUUUUUUCUGUUACGUACUGGAAAAAUGCAGCUUCGCAACUAUUUGUUUUUGGAAAUAGUUUAUACAAAACAAUUUAAAAUUUUUUAGUAUAAAUCAAAAAUUAGCAAAAAAUAUAUAUAUAUAUUUUUGUUUAUUUUUUAUGAAUAAUGUCGGUUUAGCUUUCUUUUACUUUCUUACCUACGUAUGAAAGAGGUUUCUUUUUAUGUUUAUUCGAUAAUUUUCAAAGCAACUUUGUUUCUUUUCAAAUUUUUAGUUAUCUUGUGUUUUGUUGUAUGAAUAUAGUUUUAUUUUAUUUUUUUUUUUUUAAUUUAUAUGUCGAGUUUUUCUAAACAUCUUCAUAAUGGUGCUAGAGAUUGUAGCAUCAGCAAUUGCAAAAUACAUAGAUUUUGUACUUUUCAAAGAAAAUGGCAAACAAACAGUUACACACUACAUACAUACAAUACAUACAUAAUAUAUAUACAUGCAACAUAUAACUUACGUAUUUUACGUUUUUAAUGUUUAUUUUUUUAUUAUAUGGUGAGAAUAUGCAUACACAUACAUAUAUAGAUAUAUACACAUGUUUUUUUUUAUAUAUAUAAAUAUUUUAUUUUUCUUUUAUUCUAGUUUUUGGUUUUUAUUUUUUUAACAUAUAAUUUGUGCAUAAUUUCUUAGGUUUUUUUCUUCUAUUAAUUUUUUUCGGUGUUUUGUAAAUAUUUGUAAAAGCAAAACCUUAGAAUUUAGAAUCUAAAUUUUAUUUAAUGCAAAAAAAAAAAACAAAAACAAUGAAAACUUAUGUGUAUUCAAGUAAAAACA